GUUGCCCAUCUUCUUUCUUCACAAAUCUUCCUCCGACUUUCUUCCAUUUGCGUCCCCAGCAGAGACCGCUUGGCUGCAUUUGCAGCCCUGUACACGUUUCCACGGGACGAAGUGGAAGAGAAGCCUCUGCUUUUCUCAUCACUGCGCAGGCGUGUGCGACAUUCGGCGCCGGAAUUUGUAUUUUGAGAAUAGAAAUUCGGUUCCUGGCGCAACACGGAGGCUGGUUUACCUAACAAUACCAGUGAUGCUAUGGAUAAGAAGAAUGUUCCCACAUCUGAGGGAAGAUCAUGUUUCUUCGAAAUAUUCAGAAUGCGAUGCAGUGAAUCAGACUUAGGACCAAUAAGUCUCAACUGGUUUGAAGAGCUGACUUCAGAAGCUUCACCUUAUGACUGCAAAAUAUCAGAAGAUGAUAAGUAUAAAACUAGCUGCCUGGAUCAAGGUACUUUUAAGAUGCCAAAGAAGAUGCUGUUUACAAAUAGCCAAUUAACUUCAAUUCCAAUGACUUUUCAAGAUCAGAAUAAAAGCUUACAGCUGUUUGAAUCUCCAGUAAAAGAAGUGGAUCAGAGCACAACAGAAGCAGGCAGAUCAGCUAGUGAAGUUCCUGCAACAAGGACAAAAUUGGAUCUCUCAAAUGAAGUACUCAGUCCUCCUUCGAACACCUGUCUCAUUGCAAGCCCAGCUGUUUUAAAUAUAUGUGCAACACCUCUAGGAAAUAAAUCUGUGUUAAAUGGAAGUUUGCUUUGUACGCCAAAGGUUUUUCAGACUCAGACACCAAAAUGCAUUUCUGAAAGCUUGGGAGCAGAAGCAGAUCCUGAAAUGUCUUGGUCAAGUUCAUUGGCUACACCCCCUACGCUUUCCCCAACAGUACUGAUAGCUACAGGAGAUAAGGCGACUUCUGGAAAAAUGCAACGUAAUGAAAGACUUGCUUUGAUCAUGCAAAGUGUUUUACCCAAGUGUGGGAGAAGUGUUGUUAAGAACAAGAUGAAUAUACUGUCUACAGCAGGAACAGAAGAACUGUGUUCAGAAACCGAUAGCAAAAACCAAAAUUUUGGAAAAUCAUUAAAUGGCUGCUUUGGAAUAGACGAACUUCCCAAUAAGACAAGUGUAAACCAAAAGUCACUAAACGUUUUAGAAGAUGAAGAGAUGCAUAAAGAAACGGACACUGCAAGAGGAAUUGAAAGUAGUUUUUCUGUAUGCCUUGCAAGUGGCAAAACUUUUCAAACAGAAAUGAAAACAGCCAAAUGGAGUAAGAAUAAAUAUUCUUACAAAGCGCAACAUGAUAGCCUUCAAGAAAAUAAUGUAGUGAAUGUGGAUUCUAAAGAUGUUAAUAUAGAGGAAUAUGAAACCGCAUUAAAUUCCUCCGAGCACACAGCGGUCAUUCCAGUUAACAGAACACAAAACCACUGUGUGGAUCAAAAUAAUGCAUGUGUAGAAGAAGACAUGCCAUCAUCUGUACUCUCUGCAUGGUCUCAGUUGGACUUGUCUGGUCUUGAAAUAACACAGCUGGAAAAAGUACCUUCAUGUUAUACUAGCUCGCCUAAUGUAUAUGCCAGUAAAAAUGCAGAAGAUCAUAUGUCAUUUACUAUCAGCGAGUAUGCUAGUCCUCUAGAAUCGUGCAUACUAAACACAUCAAGUCUAAUAAAUGUCCAUAAGUUAUUGAAUAUUAAUUCUCCAGAAAAACUCCCAGGUUCCAAAAAUCCUUCAGUGCCUGUUAAAAUGAUAAACAGCCCAAAGCUAGUGAAAGGCUGUGAGACUGAGCAAGUUUCUGUCAUAAAUGACCCCAAAAAUACUUCCGUCUUGAUGGAAAACACAACUUUUGCAGAGUUCUUGGAAUCUCAUAGCAGUUGCCAUCAUAAAUACUCACAAGAAAAUUCUAAGACUUCCUCUGGCUCUCUUGGAGAUGGUAUUUUAUCAACAGCUGCUGGUGAUGGCAGAGGUCUAAAAAAGUCAGGCUUGACUACCAUCUCAUUUUCCAAUCUUAAAAGGAGACCCAAAAAAUUUGUUUAUUCGCUAAAAGAUUCUUCAGUAUGUCAGGAAGAAGGAACUAUGCUGACAGACGGAUCUUAUCUUGUGCCGUCUGGUGCAGAGUUAAAAUCUUCCAAUUUGGACGUUUCUGGAACGGCCAUUGGGAAUGAAGCUACUAAUAAAAAAACAGAGAUAAGUGAAAACAAGAUCCAUGCAAGUAGUAGCAAAGACACUUCAGAAAAAGAAAACAGUGUAAAAUGUGCCCUCCUCUCAAACUGCAAUUCUUUCCAAGAAAGAAGUUCUGAGAAAUCUGUAUUGGCAAUGCAAACAUUGAAAAGGAGGAACAAGCAAGCACCCUUGGAACUAACUUCACAGCAUUCUUUGGCUCAAAUGGUUGAACUUGGGCAUCGGUCAAAGAAAAUAUCCAAUGUAGAUGAGCCUUCUGAGUUUACAGCACUGGAGAAAGGUUUAGAUAUGAGACAACCUCUUCUAGAUAAUGACAAGCAGAUACCGUUAGGACAUGCAAAUCAUAAUGAAAACCAAGGGUUUGCUGGCUUCAAAACUUCAUCCAAUAAACAGAUAGUUCUAUCUGAUGACAAUAUCAGAAAAGGCAGACUGCUGUUUAAAAACAUAGAAGAUCAAUUUCUUAAAGAUUUAGCCUGUGAACAAAUGCAGUGUAUUCCAAUUCAAAAUGUACAAGAAAAUGCUGAGAUUUCUGCAAUUAGAACUAAUAAAUUAAACAAAAGUGUAUCCAACUUUUCACAUGUUUCUGAUUCACAAGUGAGCCUUACUGAAUUAAGUGAUACCCCAAACAUCUUUCCUGUGUAUUUCAGGAAUGCAUCAUUUCAUAACAUGCUUAAAAAUCAACCUGAAGGAAAACAAAAUUUAACAGCAAGUGAAAAAGCUGAGGUCAUUGAGCUUUCUAAUAUAUUGGAAGAAGCAGGUAGUCAGUUUGAAUUUACACAGCUUAGAAAGCAAAGGACUGUGCUGCAAAACAGUGCUUGUAAAGCAUCAGGAGACACCAACAAACAUGAAAUAACUGAACUGGACGUGAAUUCCAAAGCGUGGAAAGAUGAUUUUAAGGAAAGCUGCAAUCUAAAACCUCAGAGAGGCAGUGAUCGGUCUCCCCCCAAGUAUAUAGACACCACUGAAGAAUCUGCAAUACAGGAACAUAGCAGUGAAGAGAUUGCGUCAGUUAACGUGUCAAGCGAAAAACAAAACAGGGAAUGCUCUGUUCCGAAUGGGUUAGCAUCUCUGCAUUGUGGCUUGUCGGAUUUGGUGGCGUAUAAAACAGCUGGGAAUAAAGAGAGUUCUAUUUCUAAUGAGAUCUUUAACAAACCUGCAAAAUUAAUUAGUAAUCUAGAUGGAGUGGAUAAAAUGCAUAGCCUUCAUAAAGCCAAGUCAAAAAAUAAUUGUUUAAGCAGAUGUGAUACUUGUUGGAAUAAUCCUAAAUAUAUGACAGAAACUGACAUUAAUUGGCAUCAGAUGGUCCAAGCAGUAAGUGCUGAAUACAUGAUGAAAAAUAAUGCAAGAGACACGAUUAACUUUGUGAAAGAAAACAUGGAAAAGAAGUCAAAUGGAACAGGUUACAACGAAGACAAUAUUCACAUUUCUAGUACAACAGAAGUUAAUCUAAAAAUUGUUCAAAAGUAUUCCUUUCACAUGACAGGAAAUGGCCUGUCAGCUGUUGAAAACAAUCACAGCAUGUUAGUCUCACAUCAGUUUAUAAACUGUGAAGAGACUCAUUAUAAUGAUUUGCAAGAAACAUCUGACCUAACAUGUUUAGUUGAAGUUACUAAAACUGAACAGAAUUACAUUUUGAAUAGUAUAGAUGAAAAAGAAAACCUAAAUUCUAACCAACAAGAGAAAAAAAUACACAAUCCAGAAGGUGGUUAUUUAGUACACACCACGGCUGGUCAGAACAUUCUUCAUCCCCACUUAGGAAAUAACAGAACACUUCACAUGUUGCCUGGCUAUUGGAUAGGGACAGAGCUCGAUGAUAUGCCAUCAACUUCCUGUAGUAAGACAGAUGCCGAAAACAAGAAGGGGGCCAUCGCUUCAGUCAAAAAGAGUGUUGACUUAACCCAAAAUGAAAACUUAAAGCACAGUAGUGCAAUGGGAUUUCGCACAGCUAGUGGUAAGCACAUUGCAAUCACUGACAAAUCUUUAGCUAAGGCAACAUAUAUUCUUUCAGAAGACUGCGCUUUCUCGGAAAAAGAUGAUCCUAUUAGUAAUUUUGUCAGCACUGGCAUUCAACAAAAAGAAAAAAAGUAUGAGAACAUAAAUGAAGUAUGUAAGGAAUCUGAAGAAAGAAUUGAGAAGCAUAACGAAGUUCUCAAUCUUAAAAGUGGUUCUAACAAUCCCCCAGACUUGCUGCCAGAUAAUGUUGCCAUUAAGCAGACUAAAAAUCUUGAAACAGUUAAAAAACUUUCCCAAGAGAUUAAUACUGCUGAAAGAAGAAGAAAACAGGACAUAACUGAAGGUUUGGUAACAGAGAACAAUCCAACACGUACAUCAAGCACAAGUGAUGUUUCAAAAACUUUAUUACUGGAUUGUGAUAAUGGGCAAUGUUCACAUGUUCAAGAAGGUUUUGAUGCGUAUGCAAAACAAGAUAUUCAGCAGCCAUUAUCUAGAAAUUCAUGUAAUGUAUUCACUACUAACAACAAGAAUUGGGAUUUACAUUCUUCAAAAACGAUUUCCUCUGUUUUAAAGAGUGAUUGUUCUCCAUUAUACCAUUCAUCAAAUAAUAAGGACACAAACUCCUGUGCAGAUAACUUUGUUUAUGUGUCCCAAACAAUAUCACCAGAAAGUCUGAAUGCAGAAAAGAUUAGCACCUUUGAAGAAACUGCUAAAAAUGUUAAUAGUAUGGUCCCUAAAUGUGGUUUAAACUUACUGAACACAAACAGCUUGCUAAAAGAUUCAUCUAGUGAAAUAUCUUUCUCUUCUUUCAAGCUUUCAACAGCUAAGCCACUUGCAUUCAGUACAGCAAAUGGAAAAGCUGUCAGAAUUUCUCAGGAAGCAUUAAAAAAGGCCAGACAGUUACUUCGUACUGACUGCUGUGAACCCACAAAAUGGAAUACAGAAUUUCAAUCUAAAACUAGUAAACGUGGCAUUUUAGAAAGCUGUUCGGAUGCCUUGGGAACCACAAAGAAAAUUGCAGAAAAUUCAGAUGUAGCCCAAUUUCCCGGAGCUGAGAAAUAUCCCUGGGAAGAUAGACAAGCAUUGCAGCACGUGGGGCCCAUUUCCUUGGACGUUGGGUCUCAGUCAGAUUGUCAAACAUCAUGUUUUCAAAUGACUGAUAGGCUUUCUCAUAACGGGGCCUCCAACAAAUGGAACCACAUCAAAUCAGACUGUUUUAGAGGUACUCGCAAUUGUGAGCUCUUCAGCACAGCAAGUGGCAAACCUGUACAAUUAACUGAAGAGUCAUUGAAGAAGGCAAGGCUACUUUUUUCUGAUGAGGAAGAAAAUAAUUCAUCGGCUCAUCUGAGUCACGUGUCAAAGGAUAGCUGUGCUGAAGUAUUUUCUGUUGGAAAUAAAAUGACCCCUGAAAAAGGUAAACCAUUAAUGUCCAGAAGAGAGAGACUUCCAAACACUGAAGUAAAGUCGCAGUCGUUUUGUGGUUUUAGUACGGCUAGUGGGAAACAAGUGCGUAUCUCUGAGAAGGCUCUCCAGAAAGUUACAGGUUUCUUUAAAGAAAUUGAUUGUACCAGCACCGAUGAUUUCUUUGAGGAUGGACAGAAUUUGCAGCUGGAUCAUAAUAUACCCAUAGAAGCUCCUUAUGUAGGACCCACAGCUCAUGAUGAAGCCAUUUCAAAGUCUAAACUGCAAGAGAAGUCUUAUACUGAGAAACAGAAUCAACCAGUGCGAUGGGAAAAAAACUUUCCAUGUACAAAGCAGAUAGGACCUCUGGAAGGACACCAGCCUUGCCCAAAUAGGAUAGAAACAACAAAUGCCACAAACCAUGUCACUGUUAGUGAAGGAAAGCUGGAUUCUUGUUAUCCUGUGUACUCCCAAACCCCAGAAAAUGACUUGGAAACGGAAGCUUCAGAAAGUGCCAAAGCAUUCAUGGAAGAUGAUGAGCUCACCGAUUCAGAAGUCCAGAAAAAUAAAAGAACACCAGUCUUUGUUCCUGGGAAAACUAAUUAUUUGCUGUCAAAUACUAGAACUGGGAAAAGGCGCCUAGAAGAAGAGAACAAAUGUGGAGAACCUCCUAUUAAAAGAAAAUUGUUACCUGAGUUCGAUAGAUCAGGAGGGCCCAUAAGAUCAUCUUUGAAAGCCUCAAAAGCUGCUCUGGAGGAUACAGUGAACGACAGACGGAAGUUCAAAUACAGUAUCAACUUAAAGCCUGUAAUUAGUUCCCCUUUUAGUUCUUCAGAAGAGCGGCAAGUCUUGCAUUUAAAUCUUACCACUCCAGACCAGCUUAUGAAAGAUUCUAAAAAUAAAUAUAAUGGGUAUAAUCAGCAACAUUUAUCAACGCCACUUUUGAGCCGACCAUUAGAUUCCUGGUCCCCUUUUAAUAAGAGCUUAGCUGAGGAAAAGAAGAUAGAAAAUGACUACAUUGGACGGAAACCUGUCAAAGUCUUUGUACCACCUUUUAAAACAAAGUCAGAAAUUCCUGAGGAUGAACUAACUUACAGCAAAAAAUAUGACUUAUUGAGAAGCAAAAAUAUUAAUAAAAAUGAAAAUCUAAAUCCUGAAAAUAUUCAGGAAAACACAACUGAACCAGAAAACAAUUCCUUUGAACAUGAUGACGCUGCACGAAUAUCAUUGGAGGAUUCAGAAUUCACAGAUAUCAAUUUAGGUUUAACAGAAAUGAUAAAAGAUUGUCAGUACGCCAGAAAUCUACAAGAAAUGAGAAUUAUAAAGAAAAAAAGGCAAAGAAUUUGCCCACAACCAGGCAACUUGUAUCUUGUGAAAACAUGUGCCACAGCAUGUAGAAUUCCUCUUAAAGAUGCAGUGAGCAAGAAAUCGCCAGGUUCUUAUUUCAGUAAACAGCUGUAUACGUUUGGUGUUUCAAAGCAGUGCUUAAAAAUUAACAGCUCAAAUGCAGAAGAUUUUCAGUUUCUCAUUCAGGAUUUUUUCAGUAAAGAAUGUUUUCUAGAAAGGCAUGGAAUACAAUUGGCUGAUGGAGGAUAUCUUGUUCCCACUGAUGAGGGCAAGGCAGGAAAAGAGGAAUUCUACAGGGCUUUAUGUGAUACACCUGGAGUAGAUCCACAGCUCAUUUCAAAAGCCUGGGUUUACAACCACUACAAGUGGAUCAUAUGGAAACUGGCAGUUAUGGAAGUUGCAUUUCCAGAAGAAUUUGCUAACAGAUGCUUGACUCCAGAAAGAGUACUACUUCAGCUAAAAUACAGAUACGACGUGGAAGUUGACAAAAGUCACCGAUCAGCUAUCAAAAGAAUAACAGAGAGAGAUGACGUUGCUGGUAAAACACUCAUCCUGUGUGUUUCUAAAAUUAUAUCAUUAAGUUCAAAGGUGUCUCCCAUCUAUGACAAAAGCACUGUGAUGGAAAACAAACGAGAAGCAGCUGUGAUUGAAGUUACAGAUGGCUGGUAUGGGAUUAGGGCUGUCGUGGACUCUGCUCUGCGAUCACUGUUGUGUAGAGGAAGGCUGCGUGUGGGUCAGAAGAUCAUUGUACACGGAGCAGAACUUGUAGGUUCACAGGAUGCAUGCACUCCCUUGGAAGCUCCGGAAUCACUUGCCCUGAAGAUUUCAGCUAACAGUACUCGACGUGCACGAUGGUAUGCCAAAUUAGGAUAUCAUAGGGACCCCCGGCCCUUCUGUUUGCCGUUAUCGUCGCUCCUUAGUGAGGGUGGGACCGCUGGUUGUGUUGAUGUGAUUAUUCAAAGAGCUUAUCCCAUACAGUGGAUGGAAAAGCUAUCAACAGGCUCCUACAUGUUUCGUAAUGAACGAGCUGAAGAAAGAGAAGCCGCAAAACAUAAAGGCGAUCAACAAAAGACCAUGCAAGCAUUGCUUGCAAAAAUACAAGCUAAAUUUGAAAAGAAUGAGGAUGAAGGCAAAAGACUACUGAAAUCACGCAUACUAACCAGGCAACAGAUUCGCUCCCUGCAAGAUGGUGCCGACCUUUAUGAGGCAAUUCUUAAUGCUCCUGAUCCCGCUUACAUGGAGGGCUAUUUUAGUGAGGAGCAAUUAAAAGCACUGAACAGUCACAGGCAGAUGGUAACUGAUAAGAAGCAAGCACAGAUAGAAGCUGAAUUCAGGAAAGCAGUGGAAUCUGCUGAGCAGGGGGACCCCAGCUCCUGCAAAAGGGAUGUAACCCCUAUAAUGAAACUACGCAUUGUGGAUUAUAGAAAUGAAGAACCAAGCAAAGAAGUCCUGUUGAGCAUCUGGCGCCCAUCAUCACAUGUUCAUACCCUCCUAAAGGAAGGAGGUCGGUACAGAAUCUUCCAACUAGCUGCAACUCAAUCCAAAGGCAAGUGGGAGGCGGCUAAUAUACAGUUAACGGCUACCAAGAAAACUCAGUAUCUACAGCUACCGGUCUCUGAAGAGAUUCUGCCACAUAUUUAUCAGCCAAGGGAAUGUCUGAGGUACAGCAAGAUGUCUGAGCCCUGUUUCCAGCCAGCCUGCUCUGAAGUGGAUUUGGUGGGAUAUGUAGUUUCUCUCAGGAAAGGAACAGGCUCCUCUGUGUUGUAUUUGUCAGAUGAAAGUCAUAAUCUGAUAGCAGUCCAGAUCUGUGCAGAUUUCAAGCAUCUUGCCGUAGAAGACAUUAUUAGUCCUUCUAAGUUGAUUUCUGCAACCAAUCUCAAAUGGCAACCAAAGCUUAGAUCAGACAUUCCAGUGUUAUUUGCUGGAGAUCUUUCUACAUUCUCCGCCAAUCCAAAGGAAAGACAUCUUCAAGGGAGAUUUAAUGAACUGAAAAACAUUGUAGAGAACAACUGUUGUUUUGGCAAAGAUGUGCAACAGAGACUUAUGAAUUUGCUUCAAGCAGCUGACCAACAAGCAUUUAACUUGCCCAAAGAAUGUAGCUUGAAUCCUUUCCCCUGGAAAUCUAGUGGAAGAAAUACACAUUCAACUGCAACUCCUACUGGUGAACGAAGACGUCAGAGCCCCUUGACUGUUGGAAAGAUGAAUUCGACACCAGCGCUUUCACUAGACUCAGAAAAAAUGAUCCAAGAUCCACAAGAAACUUCUAAGAACUAUAAGAAGAGGAAAGCAAUGGACCUGCUCAGUCGAGUGCCUUCCCCUCCUCCAGUAAAGCCAAUCUGCACAUUUGUUUCUCCAUCUCUGAUGAAGGCAUUUCAGCCACCUCGGAGCUGUAAUAAUCAGCAUGCAAGAUCAUUAGAACGAAUAGCUUGUAAGUCUGCUAAAAAACCUCCCCUGAAAAGAUUAAAUGAGAUUUGCUUCCCUCUCAAAAACAAUUUUGUUGCUGAUGAAGAACUUGCCAUGAUAAAUACGCAAGUCCUUUUAAAUAAACUUCCAAAAGAGAAAAAAGUUGACUUUACAGAUAACAUUAUUUAUGCAGUAGUUAGUGAUUCACCAGAUAGCAGUUUGCCAACAGAGACUAUGUCCCAGUCAGCUGGUAGAAAAAAUACAUUGCAAGAGAGUGAUGAAGAAACUGAGACUCCUGAAAAGGGUGCAAGUGAAUCUAAGAGUUCAUUGGCUGUGCAGAAGGAGCAGCAAAAACAGCGAAGACAGAGAUAAUGAUAAAAACCUGUACAGUUGUUGUAUGUUUUAAUAUUUAAAGAAACACUUUCAUGCUUGGAAUGUCGGUUUCACUGUUUGCUUGCUGUACAUAAUUCAGUUCAAAAUAAAGUUCAGUGAAAUGA
This is a messenger RNA of Sphaerodactylus townsendi, 9752 nucleotides long. RefSeq names its product BRCA2 DNA repair associated (gene BRCA2). The transcript is spliced from 27 exons. The coding region runs from base 250 to 9627 and encodes 3125 amino acids. Gene Ontology annotation, cellular component: nucleus. The record is from RefSeq and is a predicted model, not a curated record. Gene Ontology annotation, biological process: double-strand break repair via homologous recombination; regulation of DNA-templated transcription. NCBI's taxonomy places the organism in Eukaryota, Metazoa, Chordata, Lepidosauria, Squamata, Sphaerodactylidae.